AGUUAAAAUUUAUAUUCUCCAAAGUUGAAGCUUUUUUAAUACUCACCUUACAUUUUUUAUUAUGCAAUGAAUGCUCUGUUCAAAUAUUAUUUUAAUCAUAAACAUAAAAAGUAUAGACUUGACCUCGCGUCAAACACAAUUGAUAAUAUUCACUGUUAUGUUUUUAUUUUUAAUGUUUAUUAUCUAGUCUAACUGGACUAUUUCAGUACGUCCUCCCAACUGUUCGGUCAAAUAAAUUAUUUGAAGAUUCGGCGGGGUGAGGAUAACUGUGAUUGAGUCCCUUGCUUUUAAAUUUAAGGCAUACAGUUUUUAUGGAUAUAAAUAGAUUAGUGCGCUUCCAAAAUACUGUUCAAUAUUCCCAACUUGUAUUGUCUACAGUCUUUUUCCUCGCGCCCAACGAGUUUGUUAAAUUUUGGGAAACUCUUGAAAAUGUGCGGAUUCAUUGAUAAUGUGAGUUGCUUUGACGGUUCGGUUUAUAUUUAGUUAGUUGUUUUGCCAUAUGUGAGCCAACAAAAUUGCGAUUUAUACUUCUUUAUUCUUACUCCGAAGAUGAACUUUGUUACAAAUAUCAUAAAGAAAUAUAUACAGGCUGAUUCAUCGCAUAAAAUGGAUCCUAAUCCGAAAGAGGAUAUUCUCUCUCAUGAAUCACACAACUUGAAUCCUGGAAACAGUGAACAAAAACCAGACUUUCAAGAAUCAAUUGAAGUAUUAAAGGAAACUGUUGCUGUAUAUACAGAAACCCAGCGCCAAUCUGUUGAUUCGGAACGCCAAUACAUUGAAACAUUUAAUACUAGAGAAUUUUACGAAGGAUUGUCUGAUUGUUCUGUUGCAGAAGAGUCUUUUGAGAGUAAUUUUUCUGUUAAAAAUAAGAAUCUCGAGUUUAUUUUACAAAGGGAUAGAAGGCCCUCAUCCUUAACAUCGCUUUGUGACCGUAUUAAUCUUCUUAAUCUUCAAGACAAGGAUUCUUUUGAAAGCAAUACUGAUGGAGAAAUUAGUGAAGAUAAUAAAUAUGAAGAUAAUGAAGAGUAUUUUCCAGCAUAUAUUAUAAAUUCUGAAGAAAGUAGUGGUGAAUUUCUACCUGCAGUGUCUACAGUUAAAUUUGAUGACACCUCAGAAGAAACUAAUUCAACUAAAUGUGAAGAUAGUGAACAACAAAUAUCUUCUAAAGGGUUGAAUAUAAAUUUAGAUGACAGUAGUGCUAAAUUGCUGAAUGCUGAAUUAACAAAAAAAAUAGAAAGUACUGAGGAUGCAUUGACAGACCAAUCAGUAAAGGCUCCUGAACUUUUUAAGGCUGACGGUAUUAAAACAGUAGAUAGUGGUAAUCAAAUUUCAUCUGACAGAGAAUUUAGUGAUGAAAUUAAAUCAGCUGUAGAUUCCACUGAAAACAUUGAAUGUGCUUCUGAACAAAAAUUAGAUGAAACUAUUAAUAUUAAUGAAAUUGAGGAGAAACUAGUGAAAGUACAAACUGAAAAAAAUAUUGAAGAAACUUCUCCAGGCUUAUCAAUUGAACCUGAUAGUAUCAAAAUCAAUCUAAAAGAGAGUGAAAAACUUAAUUUUAUUGAAAGUGAAAAAAUCCAUGAUUUAGAGGCUGACACUACCAAAACUCCUGAAUCUUCACCUUAUAAACUUUUGAGCAUUUCUGUAAAUGUUAGUCCAAAUGAGCUUGAAAAAACCACAUCAUGUUUACUUGAAGAUGAUCUAAGCUACCAUGAUAGUUCUGGUGAACCCAAAGAUUCAGAUUCAGCAGAUUUAAGUUUCAAAUGCUCAUCGGCUACACAAAUAUCGUCAAGUGGUGUUUCAUCAAAUGGAGAAACUGAUAAUCUUGGCCCAACUUUUGUAGCUGAAACUGAUUCUAGUGCUUCAUUCGCUAGUUUUAGUGACACUAUUCCAAUAAAAAUUGAUGAUAAAUCUCCAAAUACAACAUUUAAUAGUAAUAAUAAAUGUGUAUCAAUAACUGAGUCUCCUAAAGCAGCUGUCCCUGAAUGUUUGAACACUGAAGACAGAGAUAAAGCUACUACUGAAGUACUUGUGGAAACAAACAGUGAGACGAGCACUAAAUGUACCAAGAUUGCUAUUUUUUCUCAAGGAACUAAUACUGAGGACUCAACUAACUCUCCCAAUAUAAUUACUGUUUCACAAAGUACUAACACUGAUGACUCAACUAACUCUCCCAAUAUAAUUACUGUUUCACAAAGUACUAACACUGAUGACAAUAUAAAUAGUGAAUCUGAAGAUACAUUUGGUCCAGACUCCAAUAGUAAUUUCAAAAUGUCUGAUAUGGUUGAAAAACUAAAUCAGCAACAGGCUGAAAUAUCAGACUUGAAACUUAAAUUGAAUGCAGCUCAACAACACAAUGCUUCUUUAGAAUUGCAAAUUCGACAAAAUGAAGAAAUUGUUAUUAAGGCACAAGCAGAAGUAAUAAAAACUGAACAAACGUAUCAACAAGAAGUCAAGCAGCUUAAACAAAAAAUAAAUGAAAAUUCCAAAAUAAUUGAGAAAGAUAGGAUUCAGGAAUUGGAGGAACAGUUGAAAGAAGCUAAAGCAAGGGAAGCAAAACUUUUAGCCGAACUUUCUCAAAAAACCAAAGAUGAUGUGAAUUAUCAGAAAAUCAUGAACCAAUAUGAAAUUACUUUAAAGAACAGGAUUGCCGAACUUAAGAAAUUACAAGAAGAACAUGAUACUACGAGGACUCAUUUCACAAAUUUGGAACUCGCUUUCUCUGAUGUGCAUUCCAAAUAUGAAAAAACCAAGGCUGCGCUUCUAGGUAUAAAAGCAAAUGAAGAAAGCUUACUUCACCACCUGGAGGUAGCUCAGUCAACAAACAUUCAGCAUGAAGAACGAUAUGAAUCACUUAAAGCCCAUGCCAGAAUCCAAAUAGAAAAAUCAAAUAAAGAGAUUCAUGAUGCUAAAGAACAGCACGAACAGGAAAUCAGCAAAUUAAAAGCAUUUGUCCGAAGAUUAGAAAUUAAAGUCAGCUCUUUAGAAGUAUCCCUAAAACAAAAGUCGGCAGAAUGUGAACAACUCUCUAACCUUUGUGAUGAAGUUACAGGGAAGAAAGUGUAAUCGUUCAAUUUUCUUGUUAGUGAGUGAACCCAGUCAACAAGAACUUGUUAGUUGUGUUGAAUUUUUUAUUAAUAAUCUGUAUAUAGAAAAUUUAUUAUCGACGUGUAUACUAUCGCUACUUUCAAUUUUAAUAUAAUUAUUUGCUAAAACGACUAGAUUGAAAAUAUUAUUGGUCCCUUAGAUGCUAUAUAUUUAGGUUAACAUAUAAACAUUUAUAACUUAGAUUAUAAUGUAUUUAUCAUUCUGGCUUAUAUCUCUAAUUUGAAUGGCGUGAAGAUUUUCUAUAUGCAGAUUUAUCUAUUCAAUAUUGCAGAUAUUACUUAAAUAAUUUUUUAUAUAAUUCCAUUAAAAUAGAAAAGGUGAUUAACUUUUUGCUCAGCAGAGUUGCUUAUAAAAUAUAUUUUUUGAUGGCA
Messenger RNA from Diorhabda sublineata, 3476 nucleotides. RefSeq names its product dentin sialophosphoprotein (gene tacc). Gene Ontology annotation, biological process: cell population proliferation; mitotic spindle organization. The coding region runs from base 550 to 3063 and encodes 837 amino acids. The transcript has 7 exons. Lineage: Eukaryota; Metazoa; Arthropoda; Insecta; Coleoptera; Chrysomelidae. The record is from RefSeq and is a predicted model, not a curated record. Gene Ontology annotation, cellular component: cytoplasm.